This is a messenger RNA of Prunus dulcis (almond), 1926 nucleotides long. RefSeq names its product probable xyloglucan galactosyltransferase GT17. Gene Ontology annotation, molecular function: glycosyltransferase activity. The transcript has a single exon. NCBI's taxonomy places the organism in Eukaryota, Viridiplantae, Streptophyta, Magnoliopsida, Rosales, Rosaceae. The coding region runs from base 88 to 1560 and encodes 490 amino acids. The record is from RefSeq and is a predicted model, not a curated record.
GUCUUCUCUCUCUCACUGCUACUUAGCACUCACCAAGUCUCUUUCUCUCUCUAAAAUUUUAAGUAUUGCCAUACCUUCUUCUUCUUCAUGUUUUCAAGAAAGCAAAUCUCGCCUCCAAAUACUCCCUUGGAGGAGGAGAAAGACAAGUACUAUUAUUCAAAAUAUAAAGAAACCCAAUUCUCACUCAACAAUCCCAAUUUAAAGUUUGCUGCCUUAGUUUUUAUCUUCCUAUCUUCUUGGCUUCUUCUUCUUCUCUUUUGGUUCCCACCCAAAACCACAAACAAUGUCGCUGUUCUCCAUCUCGCUCACAAAACCGAAAACGCCGAAACCAUCAAUCUCGCCGCCGCCGCCCCCACAAAAUCGCCGUUCAAGGUUCCCACGUGCGACCCAAGCGUCGCAGUCUACGUGUACCCUCUGCCGCCCAAGUUCAACACCGGGCUCUUGAGCCGCUGCAAAACCCUCAACGUGUACACCGACAUGUGUCCCCACGUGGCAAAUCGCGGCCUCGGCCAGCCCCUUCCCAAGCUUGGCUCCCCCGCCGCCUGGUUCGCCACCCACCAGUUCAUCGCCGAGAUGAUCUUCCACGCACGUGUGGAGAACCACCCCUGUCGCACCCUCGACCCCGCACGUGCCGCCCUCUUCUACGUCCCCUUCUACGGCGGCCUCCACGCCUCCAGCAUGUUCAAGGAGGCCAACCUCACCGCCCGCGACGAGCUUGCCGUUAACCUCGUUGACCACCUCCAGGCGCAACCCUGGUGGGGGAGGAAUAGCGGUAGGGACCACUUCAUCGCCCUGGGGAGGACCGCGUGGGAUUUCAUGAGGGCCACCGACGGUCCGGAUUUCGGCGCCAACUCCCUCCUCAACUUACCAGCUGUCAAAAACAUGUCGGUGCUGACCGUGGAGCGGCACCCCUGGCAAGGCUCAAACCAGCACGGCAUACCCUACCCUUCCUACUUCCACCCCUCCACGUGGCAGGAGAUACUGACGUGGCAAAACAAAGUGCGGGAGAUGUACCGGCCAAACCUGUUCUCCUUCAUCGGCGGGCCCCGCAAGGGGUUGGAGAAGGCGGCGAUCCGGAACGAGUUCAUACGGCAAUGCGGCGAGUCGACUCGGUGCUUUCUCAUGAACUGUGGGCCCAGUGGGGCCAGCAAGUGCCACGAGCCGAGCGAGGUCUUGAAGGUUAUGACCGAGUCGACGUUCUGCCUGCAGGCGCCCGGCGACUCGUUCACUCGUCGGUCAACGUUUGACUCGGUGCUGGCCGGCUGCAUACCGGUGUUCUUUUCGCCGCACACGGCGUACACGCAGUAUAAAUGGUUUUUACCGGAAGAGGUAAAAACGUACUCGGUUUAUAUCGACGAGAAGAGCCCCGCGAGUAGAAAGAUAGAGGACGAGUUGUUGAAGAUAUCGGGCGAGAAGGUGAAGGCGAUGCGCGAGAAGCUCGUGGAUUUGAUCCCGAGUCUUACCUACGCGCAUCCGAACGCCACCGAUGUUGGGUUCGGAGACGCCGUCGACGUGACACUUGCGUCGCUGGCCAACCACUUGAGCGAAAUGAUGAAUUAAUUCAAUUAAAUUUUUGGAGCUGCGAAUUGGAUUGUGUGCGUGUUGAGUUUGGGAGAGAUGAACAGUAUUGGGACGUAGAAGGUGGAGGUUCAAUGAAUUAAUUGACCUUUUCUUUUUAGCCUGCCGACAGUCCAGUUCUCCAUUACUCACCGUCUUUUUCUUAUUUUGUAAAGAACAUUUCUAUUUAAUUCUUCAGAAAUUUUAAAAAAAGAAUUAAUAUAUAUUUUUUAAUUAGUCACAUAUUUGUAUUGAUUGAGACAGAAUACUUUCUCGUCAACCGAUUAUACUGUUGAAGUACAAUUUUGAAGCUUGAUCAAGCGAUUAUAUUGUUGAAGUACAAUUUUAAUGACGAGUUUGAUGAUAGGA